GAGUUGAAUGAAUCCUCUCCUCCUUCUCCUCCUGCUGCUCGCGCAUUAAAGGCGGCGUCGGCGGCAGCAGCAUGAGCUCCCCGGCAGGAGGAAGGCGGAACCAGCCCCCGCGCCGAGAGGAGCCGCCGCCGGCAGAGUCCUCCUUGCGCCAGGGAUGCUGAGCCGCGGAGCGGGGGCGCCGGAGAGACACCGCCCCCCUUCCUCCUCCUCCUCGCCCCCUGCCCAGCCUCGCUAGCCCCGCUCCGGGGCGGGGGUCCUCCUCGAUGAAGCCGCGGCCGCCGGUGCCCGCUCCAGCGCAGCCGAGCAGCCCCAUGAAGAGCGCUUGAGGAGGAGGAGGAGGAGGAGGAGGGCGGCGAGGGCUGCGCUGCUGCUGCUGCCGCUGCCCCCAUGGCGAAGGAGCGGAGGAGGAAGGCGCUGCUGGAGCUGCUCCCCCGGGAGGGGAAUGACGUGUGUGCAGACUGCCAUGCCCCCGAUUUGCUUUUGAUUCACACAUGCAUGAUGACCGAGACAUCGAAUGCCAGUUUGCAUGUGUGGACAGUUGUCCAUUCCAGAGGCAGUCCCGCGGAGGGAGCUUACACGGCCCUCUCCACGCAUUCGACGCUGCCUUCACUGGCGGAUUAAAGAAGAGGCAGGAGAGGCGAUUGCCUAUGGCGGCAAAAUUCCCCCAGCAGCAAAUUUUGGUCAGUGGAGCCCGCCCACCUCCCAAAUGAUUGCAAUCGCCCAACUUUAUCACCCAGCUUAAUCUGCUCCUGGCUGCCGUCCUCAGGUCCAGACUGGGCCUCUCAUUCUCUAGGAGUGUUUAUCUGCUUAAAUUGCUCAGGGAUCCAUCGCAACAUCCCACAAGUCAGCAAAGUGAAAUCUGUCCGUUUGGAUGAAUGGGAAAACGUGCAAAUUGAGUUUAUGGCUUCCACGGGAAACAAUGCAUCAAAAGUAAAAUACGAAUCGAAAAUCCCACCAUUUUAUUACAAGCCAACUUCUUCCGACUGUCUGCUGCUACGAGAACAAUGGAUCAGAGCCAAAUAUGAAAGGAAAGAAUUCAUUUGCAUUGAGAAGCAAGAGCCUUACUCUGCAGGGUACCGGGAAGGGUUUCUUUGGAAGAGAGGCCGCGACAACGGGCAGUUCCUGAGCAGGAAAUUUGUCCUCUCUGAACGGGAAGGAGCGCUGAAGUAUUACAACAAGAAUGACGCAAAAGAGCCCAAAGCCGUUAUGAAGAUUGAGCAUUUAAAUGCAACUUUCCAGCCGGGGAAAAUAGGAAACCCGCAUGGACUGCAGAUCACCUACCUGAAAGACAACAGCACACGGAACAUCUUCGUCUACCAUGAGGAUGGCAAGGAAAUGGUGGACUGGUUCAAUGCCAUCCGUGCUGCACGGUUCCACUACUUACAAGUGGCAUUCCCCGGAGCGAGCGACACAGAUUUGGUGCCAAAGCUUUCUAGGAACUACCUGAAAGAAGGUUACAUGGAAAAAACUGGGCCAAAGGUGGGACACGCUGUGUUUUCUCAAACCGAAGGCUUCAAGAAGCGCUGGUUUACCAUGGAUGACCGAAGACUAAUGUAUUUCAAAGAUCCCCUGGAUGCCUUUGCCCGGGGGGAGGUUUUUAUUGGAAGCAAAGAGAACGGCUACAAGGUCUUGGAAGGACUCCCGCCAUCCACCCAGGGAAAUCACUGGCAGCAUGGCAUCACCAUCACAACCCCAGACCGGAAGUUUCUCUUUGCCUGCGAGACGGAAAGCGACCAGCUGGAGUGGAUUGCAGCUUUCGAGAAAGUGAUCAGCAGGCCCAUGUUGCCGCAGGAGUACGCAGUGGAAGCCCAUUUCAAACAUAAACCAUAACCCUGUCGGGCGACGCACAGCCAGUAAGUGAGUAUCUGUUUACAACACAGCACCAUUGUUUCUUCUUUGCAACUUGAACGGUGACAAAAUAUUCAAUGGAUCACAUCGGACAACGAGGCGGGAGGUGUUUACAGCAGCGCUUGGACAAGUGCUGAAGAUGCUGCUGAGCCAGUACAGACAUUUUGGAAACACCGGGGUUCCCGCGCUGGAGGGGACGUGGCUUUUGCAUCUGGGGCUCGCCACGGCCCCCGCUUGGUGGCGUUGCCCAUGCCCUUGAACUUGCACCCUGCGCACCUCACUACAUUGAGUAAGGAAUCCUCCCUGAGGCUGGGUCUGCCCUUGGCACUGGAGAUUCCGAAGGCUGCUCAAACCCUGCCCUCCUCCCCGCUUUGCUCUGGGCCAAGCUGUCACGAUAACGCGCUGUCGUCCAGAAUGGUCCCCCAAAGCGGGUACUCCUCUCCAAGAUCAUAUUUUCCGAGAAUUAGUCGCUUGGCAGAAUCUAGCAAACGUCCAGGGAGUGAUGCCCUUGCUUAGCUUGAACCCCACUCUCCACAACUAGGAAGAACCAGCGCGAAGCCCAAGAGGUGUGGUGCAUGAUGCUGCAAUGCUGAUGCAAGAUGAGGCGCCAUGUCAAUAUCGUGGCCCACGAGGGCAUUCCUUAACACUCCUGUUUUCAUAGCUAGUGGCCCUCUUCAUUGGUUCUUGUUGGCUGCUUGCCUGCACUCACUUGGUGCUGCUUCAAGGGAUGAAGUGUCUGCUUGGAGAGAUUAACUCCGUCACAGUGUUGGGGCUCUGGAAACUCUUCCAGCAGUGCCCACCAUGAAAGCCAACUGGACUCCAGAGUUUGUGGGCCCACCAAACCUCUGGCUGUGGAUGCAUGUCUGGGACUAACAGGAGAGGUGGCUGAAUCCUGAAAAGGUCAAACUGUCUGGUCGGUGAGCUAUAUUGUGCAAGUCUGGUUGAAGAAGUGUGCUAAGAAUAACCUCUGCUUGUCUGAGCUUCAUGAAUCUCUGUGUUUUCAACAAAGGGCAGCCAUUCAUUGUUGUGCGAUUUAAAAGGCAAGUAAAUCUCAAAAGGUAACCACUUUUUUAAAAAAUGAAGGGCACAGAGUUUUCAUUUGCACUUGUUCUGCCUGUCCACAUACAUUCCUCCUCCUCUUUAAACUUCCUCCUGAACUGCGACUUUUGUUACUGGUGUGAUUUUUACAGGAACCGUGAUGUUGACCUGUGGGAAAUGACGAGCAACCUAACACUUUUAAUUAUUUGAGGGACUUGCUUCCAGGUAAACAUGGCCCAAUGAUGAGAUAGUUAAAUAGAUGCUUAAAUCUCUCGCUGAAUUUCAUUGCUCCCUGGGCAAUGAAAUUAUGACUGGAUGAUGGAGUGACAACUUUGUCCCAUUGAAGUGAACGGAGAAGUCCUAUGCAGAGGCAAACCAUGUGCAUAAGGGCAAAGGACGGAUGUUCAGGGUUUCUUCUGUGCAAUUAAAUCACAACAUAGAAAGUGACCCUAACAGAGAAAACUGGGGGUGGGGGUGGGGAAUGAGUCAUGAAAGCCUCCCAAAGGGGGGAUUCACUUAAACUACUCGUUAGUAAGGGACUGACCCUGCUUCCCCCACAUCUCUUUUGAGUGUAUGUGGCCAACAAGGGACCAGCUUGGGUCAAGUGAAGCACACGGGGUUUUUUCUCUGUAUCAUCAUUACCAUUUUCUCUUCAUCUUGCUGCUGCUAUGCUUAAAACUCAGCUUUAUAGGCAGCUGCAGUGCACUCACCAUGGCCAGUAGCCAGGCUCUGGAUGGAGUGGAUGGUAGAUUUUGGACCUUCAGUAAGAGAUGCAGAAGGUGGGAUAAGCGUCUCAGAAACAGUCAUGCAAGGAAGUCAAGGUGCCUGUCAAAUGCCACCUUGAUCAGGAGGUUUAGAUACAGAUUGACCACCACCUUUCAGUGAAUAAGGGGACAGCAUUGACCAUGCGGUGCCUUAUUUAAAGGUUUUCUCCAGAGCCCAUGACCCCUCAGGGCAACUGACUCGCUUUGCUGCCCUUGGAGUUGGCCAUGCUGGUAGCCAGGGCCACCAUGUUUUUGACAAAGCACACCGCUGCUAAGAGCGACUUUUUAAAUGUGUCUGCCACUUUCCUACAGAACCCACCCAUAGUGGCUGGCUUGUAGAAGGACACAACGUAGAGAACGUGAGCAGGCCUCUUUGGAGGCAGCUUGGAUGGAGCCCGUGCUUGGUUUUGUGACAUGUGCAAAUGGUACCCAUGGUUUUGUUUCUUUUCUUUCUAAAGCAAAGAUGUCCAAGUGAAUUCUAAGUUAGCUAAUGCAGCACAGAUGGAAGUCACUAUUUGCAAGUAGAUGUAUAGUUUCCAACAGGAUACAGCAUGGUAAUAGGUAAUGUUCUGAUGUUGAGUUGGUGUCGACUCCUGGCGCCCACAGAGCCCUGUGGUUGUCUUUGGUGGAAUACAAGAGGGCUUUACCAUGGCCAUCUCCCGCGCAGUAGGAGAUGAUGCCUUUCGGCGCCUUCCUAGAUCGCUGCUGCCCAACAGAGGUGCUUCCCAUGUUGUCUGGGAAACAUACCAGCAGGGAUGCAAACCGGCAACCUCUUGCUCUCUAGGCAAGUUACUUGCCCGCGGCGCAUGAGCCAUAUUUCAUAGCCUCUUUCACUCUCUCCCGUCAUGGUGGCUGGGUCUUUGCCUCGGCUCUCCUGCUUAUCUCUAUGUUACAUUUAUACUGACAGAUUCUGCCUCCUUGGCCAGCCUUCCGCCCUUGCCCACAUCGGCUUGUUCUCUCACUGGCUGGUGCUUCCGCCCCCUCCACACACACCCCCCCCGGCUCUGUCACUUAUAUCUGCUUGCCUUUCCCUACAGCCUCACAGUUUUAACCGUUUCUUUUUAAAAUACGACUCUUCCAGAGGGGACAUCUCAGUGCUGGUAAUGUAUCUGGAUUUUUCUCUGGAGGAAAAAACACCCCCACUCUAAGGGGGUGGUAAAAAGACCACUGCCGACAGGGCAAAGAGAGAGGCACCCUUUCACGUGGGGGCUCUCUCUCAUUUGGCGGGCGGGGGGGACGGGACGGGGGACGACUGUCUUUAGUCAGCCCUCCGCAUGGCUGUUGCUGGGGUCUCCCCUUGUGUUCUUUUUCAGAUUGUGAGCCCCUUUGGGACAGGGAGUCAGCUUCUCGUUCUUCUUGCUGUGGAAACUGCUUUGAGAACUUUUGGUUGAAGCGUGGUAGUAUAAAUAUUCUUAAAUAACAAAAGGGAAAUGCGAGGGAGACCAUCUAUUUCAAGCGUCAGAAUGCAUCACUUUCUUAAGUCAGUGUCUGUAGUCCCAUCUGUUGUGUGCAUUGAAGUCACUGAUGAUAAAACUGUGAUACUAAACAUCAUUUAUGCCAAUAAAUUAUUAUUCUGUCA
Hemicordylus capensis (graceful crag lizard) is the source of this 5229-nucleotide messenger RNA. It is a transcript of the gene ADAP1, whose product is annotated as ArfGAP with dual PH domains 1. The record is from RefSeq and is a predicted model, not a curated record. Gene Ontology annotation, molecular function: phosphatidylinositol bisphosphate binding; GTPase activator activity. The coding region runs from base 901 to 1830 and encodes 309 amino acids. Gene Ontology annotation, cellular component: intracellular membrane-bounded organelle; plasma membrane. NCBI's taxonomy places the organism in Eukaryota, Metazoa, Chordata, Lepidosauria, Squamata, Cordylidae. Gene Ontology annotation, biological process: positive regulation of GTPase activity. The transcript has 12 exons.